AUGAUUUCAAAACGUGGCGAAACGUAUGUCAAGGCUGGUUUGGCCGAUGGGUAUCUUCGCGCAAAGAAGAAGCUCUUUGACAAAGACACCAAGGAGGGCAUCGUGUCUUUUGGAAAUGCUGAGAAUUUCCUGAUGCAAGACGUACUCCUUGACUACAUCCGAACAAAGGCAUUUCCACGCCUCGAAAAAUUCAGUUUGACGUAUAAUGAAGGUCCCUUCGGCCACAAACGUCUCCGCGAAGCCAUGGCUAAGCUGGUUACUACAUACUUCGAUCCAGCUGUUUCGAUCACAGCAGAUCAGAUUCUCUUCACUAGCGGCGUCACGAGUCUGAACUCAGUGUGUGCGAUGUGUCUGACCGAUCCCGGUGACGGAAUAUUGCUAGGUCAACCCAUCUAUGGCGCCUUUAAUGGAGAUCUGCAGGUACCCUCGAAUUGUCAAUUAGUAUAUACGCCGUUCCAUGGAGACGACCCAUUCAGUCUUCAAGCUGUGGACCGGUAUGAGCAGACAUUUCUCCAAGCGCGCGAAAAAGGUGUCUCGGUCAAGGCUCUCCUACUUUGUAACCCACACAACCCACUCGGUCGAUGCUAUCCGCGUGAGACCCUAGAGGCGUUGAUGCGGCUGUGUCAGAGGUAUCAAAUCCACCUCAUUAGCGACGAAAUAUACGCAUUGUCGGUAUACGGAGAUACUUCAUCCGGCGGGUUUGCCUCGAUUCUGUCAAUUGACCCGGCCCCUCUAGGCGUGGAUCCAGCCCUGGUACACGUCCUGUAUGGAAUGUCAAAAGAUUUCGCGGCGGCAGGAUUGAGACUGGGAUGUUUGAUUAGCCGGAAUGAGAAGUUUAUGCAGGCUGCUCUCUCAAUCAGUCGGUUUCACUGGCCUUCCGAGAUUUCUUGCAGCAUUGCCACUGCCAUUCUCGAGGACCAUCAAUUUAUAGACGACUUUAUCCAGCAAAGCCGCAAGUUACUACGCUCACAGAGGGAUUUUGCAGUGCGAAUACUAGAGGAGGCAGGGAUUCCUUAUGCGCGAGGCUGUAACGCAGGCUUGUUUCUCUGGAUUGACCUGUCCAAGUGCCUGGACCCCAGAAUCGUCGAGGCUAAAGGGGAAUGGGAUUCAGAGCUGGAAUUGUCCCAGAAGCUUCAAGCAAUAGGAGUGGAAAUGUCAUCCGGAUAUGCCUAUCACAAUGAGACGGCAGGCUGGUUUCGUGUCAUAUUCUCGGUUGAGAGGGAGAUAUUAGAGGAGGGUUUGGCAAGAUCGUCUGUGAGAGCACUUCCCAAGAUGUAUACACUACCUCCUUUGCCUUAUGACUAUGAUGCCCUGGAACCGGUCAUAUCAUCCGAAAUAAUGACCCUCCACCAUCAAAAGCACCACCAAACAUACAUCACCAACCUGAACGCCGCCCUUUCAGCACAACAAUCUGCCAGCGUCUCCAAUGACAUUCCCACUUUACUCGCUCUCCAACAAAAAAUCAAAUUCAACGGCGGCGGUCACAUCAACCACUCCCUAUUCUGGCGCAACCUUGUCCCUGCAGCCUCUGAAGACACUCGCAUCAAUACCGCUGCUCCUACUGUGAAGGCAGCAAUUGAAGCUAAAUGGGGCAGCGUCGAUAAUUUCGUUAAUGACUUUAAGCAGACUCUCCUCGGUAUCCAGGGCAGUGGUUGGGGAUGGCUCAUCGCCAAACAGGGUCCAGCAGAGAAGAAGGGUAGGACUUUGGAGAUUGUGACCACUAAAGAUCAGGAUUCGGUAGUGACGCCGGAUGAGAGCGUUGUGCCGCUGUUUGGGGUGGAUAUGUGGGAGCAUGCGUAUUAUUUGCAGGUCAGUGACUAG
Molecule: messenger RNA, 1821 nt
Organism: Talaromyces amestolkiae
Lineage: Eukaryota; Fungi; Ascomycota; Eurotiomycetes; Eurotiales; Trichocomaceae
Exons: 8
Coding region: 1-1821 (606 amino acids)
Biological process (GO): biosynthetic process; amino acid metabolic process; superoxide metabolic process
Molecular function (GO): transaminase activity; pyridoxal phosphate binding; superoxide dismutase activity
Source: RefSeq, a predicted model, not a curated record